AGUUUGUCGAAAACAUUUUGUGGAGACAUACCUCUACCCCAAAAAAUUAUGUCCUAUGGCAGUGCCUUCACGUCUUUUACCAAGAGAUGUUGAAGAUGAUAGAAGAAGAAGACCAUUACUGAUUGCUGAACCAAUUAGUAAUAUGCCACUAUUACAUAUGGAUGUACCUAGCACAUCACAAGGUUACAACAUGGACACAGCUGAAAGACCUGUAGCUGCUGGUGGAAGAAUGAAGUCACAAUCUCGUCGCCGAUACAAGACUAUGACUGAAAACGAAAAAGCUCUUCUUAAGUUGUCCUCAAAGCUCCAAGCAAGAGUAAGGUUGUUGCAGAAACAGAAAAAUGCCACAAAACAUGAAAUUAAAAUUGUGAAGCAAAUGAAGAAACAAGAUGAGUUCAAAACUGUAUUCGCAGGAUUAAGUGAAGGAGCACAAACAUUUUUUGCAAUGCAAUUAUCGCAAACGGGUAAGAAACUGAAAGGAAGACGUUUCACAACGAAAGAAAAAAUAUUCUGCCUAGCUCUUAUAAGCGCAGUCCUAAAGCGUACCGCUUUCUGAGCACUUUCUGCAUAUUGCCCAAACGAACAACCCUGCAGAAUCUUUUGCGAUCCGUACCGUUAACUACUGGAAUCAAUGAAAAAAACAUAGUGGAGUUAAGAAAAAGAGUAAAGAAACUACCAAAACGCCACAGAAUUUGCGCUCUUCUAUUUGACGAAAUGGCCCUGGCACCUGGAGUAACCUAUGACAGAAAUAGGGAUGAAAUCAUAGGCUUUAAUGAUGAUGGGAAAAAAAAAGAAG
Plutella xylostella (diamondback moth) is the source of this 796-nucleotide messenger RNA. Lineage: Eukaryota; Metazoa; Arthropoda; Insecta; Lepidoptera; Plutellidae. The record is from RefSeq and is a predicted model, not a curated record.